Molecule: messenger RNA, 1605 nt
Organism: Clavispora lusitaniae ATCC 42720
Lineage: Eukaryota; Fungi; Ascomycota; Pichiomycetes; Serinales; Metschnikowiaceae
Source: RefSeq, a predicted model, not a curated record
AUGGCCCAAACAGCGAGGAAAAAACGCCUGGCGCCGAAAGUUGAUUUAUCUACGGUGAAUGCUGUGGGUGAUGCAUCAAAGUUUCAAGUUGAAACAUACGACUAUGACGAAUUGCAGACAGGAAAGCCAGCGAACGAAAUCCAGCUCGAAAACGAUUUGUUGUACUUACUCCACACUCCAGCAGAAAAUGGAGACCAACUUCCAUCUGUAGACGAAGGAAUCAAAAUUGCCCAUGCGAGACGAUCUCGCAAAACUAAGAAUGGAAAAGCUCACAUGACAGUCAAGAAAGAGGAGAUCACAGCAGAUAUAGAUGAAAUAAUCUUCUCGAGCGAUGAUGAGGGAGAAAGCGAAUCCAAAGAGGGAAAGAAAGCUAAAGGAAAACAAAAAUCUCCUCUGCGUGGCAAGAUGAUCAAAAAAGACAAGCUGAGCGAACCUACGGAAGAUACACUGUCAAUCAAAAUCAAACCCUUGAAAGAAGACCAAACUGUAACAAAGGUACUGGCUAACAGUUCUGACAAGGCGGAAAAGAAGAAGAAGAAGAGGAACAAAAAUAAAAAGACGGAGAGUUUGGCAAAAACAGAACCAAUUGUUGAGAAUGAUCGUACUGAUGGGGCAGACAGUGUCGGAGAUUCAGAGACACCAGGUUCAGAAACGCCAGAAGGUUCAGAUGUCAAGGAAUAUAAUGACUUGGCUGAGGGUGCUAAGGAAUCCGCAAAGAAGAAACGCAACAGAAGAAGUAAGAAAUCAAAGAAAACUAAACAGGACGAAAUGGCAACGAAUGAAGAGGCGAACACUGCCUCAGGAUCGGAAAAGACAGGCAACGGGGCACUUGAAAAGCCUACCGGAGUGAAUGACGCUACAGAAACAUCGGAUGAUGCUAAAGCAAAGCAACAGCAAGAUAUGAAGCGGCCCAGAUCGCUGGCUAUCGCACUUUCAGCGACUAACUUGCCUGAGAUACAACCCAUAACGACUAUUAUUGGACUCCCGUUUGACCAGAUACUUCAUAUGAAACCAACAGAUGUGAAGAUAAAAACUAUUCAGACAGUGAGCAACUUAUCCAAAACCUGCAAGCAUGUUCUUCAGUUCACACUUGGUGAAUCAGAAGGACUUUUCAAAGACAAGCAAAAGCAGACCAUUUUUGUCGAGCUUUGCAUUAACGUGGCGCUUUACGAGUCGGCCGGUUUUAAUUUAACCGCUAAAAAGUAUCCGGAUAUGGCUUCGUGGCUCGCUAAGUAUGAGCCACUAACUUUGCAAUCUACCAAGACGAAGCUCACAGUAUCUAAGAAAGCUGCCCACACAAAUAAUUUUGACUACACUGUGUUCUCUUACAUUGGACAUAUUAUUCUCUGGGCUCUGCAUUUGCAGUCAUCUAAUGGCAUAACAACGGUUUUAGAAAAAUUGAAUUUGAAUGUGACCCGAAAGCAAAUUAUGGACGAAUUGGGCGGAUACCAUUUGUGGGACCGAAUUCGCCGCAACCCCAAAACCAUCAACACAAAGAGAUGGAAGCACAUUCAAAAAUUUAGACAAAAUUUCCCUUUCGAGGUUGACCAAUUUGUGUUGAUUUUGCGCUACAUGUGUCUUGACAUCAGCAUGCCUUCGCAUUGA